AGGAGUAUAUGGCGUUAUUUUCCUAUCAAAUGUCGAGAGCGCAUUAUUGUAGCGCGAAAGUACAUUAAUAUAAUGCGCGAGCGCGAAUCUCUCUGCUCGCGCGCGGAAUAUAAUGUGCCGAGCGCGAAUCUCUCUGCUCGCGCGCGGGAACUGGGCGCGCGCUCUCAGAUAGACGCUGCUCUUGUAAGAAUUUUCUCUGGGCUCGCUCAGAAAAUAUGCCUGCACUUAAAACGUGUCCAGUGCAAGCGCGAAUCUCUCCUCUUCGCUUAAAGUAAGCGUGUAUGCGCACAGACUGUGUCCCGUGCGUUCGCGCAUGCCUAAGUACUCUUCUCUACGACUUAUUUCUCUUUGCUCUUGGCAUAAACACUGUCAAAACGGCAACAACCAAUCAGAAAUAGGCUUCAACUACUGACCAAUGAAAACGCGACAUAGUACAUGGAAUCUUAUUGGUUGAUAUUGAAUCGCACAUGGAAUCAGAAUCACUUCGUUCAAUCAAGACGAGCCGAGAUGGAUCCGCCGAAUCGACGAUCUCAGAUCUUGCUUAGACGACUAGUCUUGGACAGAUUACUGAAUAAGCUGCAGUAUAUUGUUAACCAUUCUGCCUCAGGCCUCAACCUUGAUUAUCUACAUUUCAUUUGCACACAUGAACUAAUACUCAUUGAUGCAUUAGAAGAACUUGUUAUCCCAGAAUGCAUUGUAAAUGCCCUUAGAGACCUCUGUAUUUUGGUGAGAGAGCAGGUUGAAAAUGAAACAAAUGAAACGCUUCAAAUUGAGGUGGAGGCAGUCGCAGGAGUUAUGGGACGACCUAAAUUCACAGUUGAAAAUGAGAAGAUUAAGUCCUUGCUAGACAUUCAGCUGCCCGUCCCUUGCAUAGCCAAACUGUUAGGAGUUAGUGAAAGUACAGUUUUCCGUAGGAUGAGAGAGUUUGGACUGUCUGUGUCAGACUCCUAUAGUACAAUAGGUGACCAAGAGCUUGAUAUGUUAGUGACCAACAUCAAGUCUCAAAUGCCUCAUGUGGGCUAUAGAUUGAUGAUGGGAAGGUUGAGAUCUUUAGGUUACAAGAUACAGUGGAGCAGACUGAGGGCAUCUAUGCACAGAGUAGAUGCAGUUGGGAUUUUUUCCCGCAUGACACAGCUAGGCUGUGUAGUGAGGAGAAAAUACUCUGUCAGGGCCCCUCUCAGUCUAGUGCAUGUGGAUACCAACCACAAACUGAUAAGAUACAACAUUGUCAUAUUUGGGGGCAUUGACGGUUUCUCCAGAAAGAUAAUGUACUUGGAUGCAGCUAACAACAACAAGGCAUCAACUGCCUUUACCUUCUUUUUACAAUCCAUUGAGAAGAAUGGUGUGCCUUCAAGGGUUAGAGGUGAUCAAGGAGUUGAGAACCUCGACAUUGCACGCUUCAUGUUCACUGUAAGGGGAACAGACAGAGCAAGUUUCAUUUCUGGGAAAAGCGUACAUAACCAAAGAAUCGAACGGCUCUGGCGUGAUGUGUGGACAGCGGUGACUACCACAUAUUACGAUACCCUCCAUGGUCUUGAAGAAGAUGGCUUGCUGGACAUCUCAAACACACUACACAUUUUCCUUGCCCAGUUUGUGUUUCUUCCCCGUCUCCGCAAAGACUUGCAGACAUUUGCUGAGGGCUGGAACCAUCACCCUCUCCGCACUGAGGGAAAUAUGACCCCACAUCAGUUGUGGGAGGUGGGACUUAUGCAAAAUAGCAUCAGUGAGCUUGAAAAUUUAGAGGAUGUAGAGGACUGUGACAUGGACUGGGAAAGUGCCAUUUUCCAUGAGGAACCAUUAACAGCAUUUGGAGUUGUGGUUCCAGAACUCCUCCCCCCUCUAAAUGAACAAGAAAUGAGAAGCCUCCAAGCUGCUGUUGACCCUACAGUGACAUCACACUCGAAUGGUAGAGACAUCUAUAUUCAGUGCUUUGAUAUUUUUCACUGACAAAUUAUGAAUACGCUUAAUCUAUUGUCCUUUGCUUGUUCAUAUCUACUUGAGAUGGAAACAUGUAUUUUCCAAAUAGACUUUAUUGAACAUAAGAAAAAAAAAAAAUUCAAAUACAGUGAACUUAUUGUAAGAUUCAAUAUCACUCUCUUUUAGGGUGUUACCCUAAACUAAAACUGUAGUGAUUGUCACAAAGAAGUAUGUGGUGCUGAACAGUGUUUGUGGAAUGCUUACCAUAUGACAGCUUAAACUCUUUAUACUAACAUUUUUAUCAACUUGAAACUGUAAUACACUGUCAUACAAGCAAUAAAUUCCUGGCAAAGAAAUUGUG
Messenger RNA from Megalobrama amblycephala (Wuchang bream), 2278 nucleotides. RefSeq lists its product as uncharacterized. The record is from RefSeq and is a predicted model, not a curated record. The coding region runs from base 436 to 1947 and encodes 503 amino acids. The transcript is spliced from 7 exons. NCBI's taxonomy places the organism in Eukaryota, Metazoa, Chordata, Actinopteri, Cypriniformes, Xenocyprididae. Gene Ontology annotation, molecular function: nucleic acid binding. Gene Ontology annotation, biological process: DNA integration.